This is a messenger RNA of Solanum stenotomum, 3009 nucleotides long. Its product is annotated as putative disease resistance protein At4g10780. Lineage: Eukaryota; Viridiplantae; Streptophyta; Magnoliopsida; Solanales; Solanaceae. The transcript has a single exon. The record is from RefSeq and is a predicted model, not a curated record. Gene Ontology annotation, molecular function: ADP binding; protein binding. Bases 1 to 3009 code for a protein of 1002 amino acids.
AUGGUGAUUGAGUCAUUAUCAAUCCUCAAAGAAAAUGUGUGGGAUCCAUACAUGGGACUUGAGGAAAAACUAGAAACAGUAAAAAGAAUGAUGGAAGUGUUGAUUAGUCGAAGGAAGGAUAUCGCGGAUGAGGUAAAAGAUGCAGAGCUCCAUUCGAGUAAAAGAAGAAAGACUGAGGUUGAAAAUUGGCAGAGUAGUGUACAAAAGCUAGAACAUGAGUUUGAAUGCUUUGAGCAAGAAGUAGAACAGAGUUCCAGCUUUUCGCGCAUAGGAUUGUCAAAUCGUGCUGAUAAAAUACAUGAAGAAGUGGAAUAUCUCCUAGAUCAAGGUAAAUUUUCGGAAGGAAUUUUGCUUCAUUUAUACGAAGGGAAGAUGCAGCCGUUGGUGAUGACAAACUUGAAAGGUGAAGCAUUUGUGGAGAGUCUAAGAAAGGUGAUAACGUCGUUGAAUGAAGUUUCAAGUAUUGGCAUUUAUGGUAUGGGAGGUGUGGGGAAAACGACUCUUGCAAUGCAUAUACAUGAUCAUCUCCUCAAAGAAUCAAGAUUUUCGGGUAAUGUUUACUGGAUUACUGUAUCACAAGAUUUUAGCAUUUCUAAAAUUCAAAACAAUAUUGCUAAUACUAUCGGUCUAGACCUUUCGAGUGAGGAUGAUGACAAGAAGAGGACAGCAAAGUUGUUCCAUAGUUUGAAGAGGAAGAAAAGCUUUGUGCUCAUAUUGGAUGAUGUAUGGAACAUAUUUGAUGUAACAAAAGUGGGAAUUCCACUGGAAAUUGGUGGAGGUAAGUUAAUCAUAACUAGUCGAUCGUCUGAGGUGUGUGAUAAGAUUGGCUGCCAGAAGAAAGUAAAAGUAGAAACUCUUUCAAUGACUGAAUCAUGGGAAUUAUUCAUCAGGACACUUGGUUGUCAAUGGGGAGAUCUUUCGAAAGAGAUAGAAGAAAUCGCGAAGAAAAUGACUAAGAAAUGUGAUGGAUUGCCAUUGGGGAUAAUAACUAUGGCUGCAAGUAUGAGAGGAGUUAACGAUGUUUUUGAAUGGAGGGACGCGUUUGAAGAAUUCAAAGCCUCUUGUAUGGAAAUGGAGAAUAUGAACAAUGAUGUGUUUCCAAUUCUCCAGUGUAGUUAUAACAGAUUGAGAGAUCCAAAACUACAAAAGUGUUUUCUUUAUUGUUGCUUAUACCCAGAAGACUACAAAAUUCGGAGAGAUGAAUUGGUUCGCCUUCUCAUUGUGGAAGAGUUGCUUGUCAAAAGGAACAGUAGGAAAGCAGAACUUGAUCAAGGCUAUGCAGUAUUGAACAAAUUGGAAAGGGCGUGCUUACUAGAAAAUGUCGUGAAUGGAAAUGGAUCUCGAUGUGUGAGGAUGCAUGAUUUGGUGAGAGAGAUGGCAUUGCGAAUUGCAGGAGAUGAAAUUAAUUUGAUGGUGAGAGCAGGAGCACAAUUGCGCGAAAUACCAGGGGAGCAAGAAUGGUCAGAGGAUUUGGACAAGGUUUCUUUGAUGAAUAAUGAUAUAAGCAAAAUUUCACAGCCUUUAUCCUCUAUAUGUCCGAAACUUACAACUUUGUUAUUGCAAGGAAAUUGUAGUCUGAGUCAAGUUAUCGAUCCCUUUUUCACGCAGAUGCCUGGUCUACGUGUUUUGGAUUUAAGCUAUACCGCGAUACAUCAGCUGCCUAGUUCUGUGUCAAAUCUAGUAAGUCUCUCUGCAUUACUGUUACGACGUUGUUAUGGACUUAGAUUUGUGCCACCAUUGAACAAUCUGAAGAACCUCAUUGAGUUAGACCUUUUCCACACAAUUAUCCAGGAAGUGCCUCAAGGUUUAGAAAGCUUAGUUAAAUUAAGAUGCUUGGACAUGACAAGAGAUGAAAGAGUUCCAAAGACACUAUCUAAGAAACCAGCUGUGGACAUUUUAGCUAGGCUCUCUAAUCUUCAAUUCCUCUCGAUUCCUUUCGUUGUACGAGUGGAAGACUUACUAGGGAUGAGACAACUAGAGGUAUUUCAUGGAAAGUUUAUUGAUGUUUGUAGUUUUAAUAGAUUUGUGAAAUAUCAACAGCGUUGGGGGAAGCCGAGUUCCUUUGUAAUUGCUUUAGAUACAAAAAGUUCUUCCGAGCCAAUUUUGGAGAGUGAUCAUCUUUCUUAUGAUUUGACCUUUUGUGGUGAACGGGUGAUUCUAAGGCAUCUUCUUCUCACUGGAGACAGCAUAGAGAUGCUACGCUAUGACCAGAUAGAAGAUGAAGCGCGAAAUGUGGCUCUUCUACCAGUAAACAUUCAGGAGUUACUUAUUUCAGAAUGUGAUUUUCGCAUGUUGGGUGAUAGCUUGUUGGAUGCUAUUCCAUCUCUUAUUCAGACCAAAGACUUGAGACUAAUUAAAAUUGGAAGAUGCAAUGGGAUAGAGUUCCUAAUUAGGACAUCGAAUUGUAGCUCAACGAGACAUCAGGGACCCAUGUCUACUUGCAACACACUCGAAACUCUUGAGAGAUUGGUUCUGCAUUGCUUAAAAGAAUUCAGUGGUCUUUGUAAGUUGGAAUUAGUAGAACCUUUGCCUCCUGUUGGAACCUUUUCCCAUCUCCGGUGCCUUGAAGUUUCGUUCUGUGAUAAAAUGAAGAAGUUAAUCCCUAAGUGGCUGCUGCAAUACCUCCAAAAUCUCACAGAAAUUACUGUAAGGAUUUGCGAGGAAAUGGAAGAGAUAAUAGCAGAUGAUGAAGAAGAACAAGUUAAUCAAUGUGCCUCAUCAUCGCCUAUUAUUGUUCUACCAAAGUUGCAGAUUCUUUAUUUACAUGCAUUGCCAGAACUCAAGAGCAUAUACAAGGGUAGAAUGACUUGUGGUUCUAUUCAACGUGUAACAGUUUCGUUAUGUGGGAAGCUGAAGAGACUUCCAUUUACUCUUCCUCUUCAAAAUGGGCAGCCAUCAGCUCCACCAGACCUUGAAUUUAUCAGAAUGAGUGAAAAAUCAUGGAAAGCUUUGGAUUGGGACCAUCCUCAAUACAAGAAUGUCCUCCAUCCUUUUGUGAAAAAAUCAUAG